AUGCGCAGGUCCAGCACGGACGAGUCCACGUACCGCCGGAGCCCGUCCCUGGACAGCAAGGAUUACAGCUUUCCCCAUGGCACCUUUCGCCGCUACAGCAGCAUGUAUGGCGGCCAGUUUGGGACCGCCAGCAACUCUUUUUUUGGCUUUCACACCAACCCAGGCCCUAAGGCCACCAAGGCUAAGUACACGUCUCCCAAGGGGAACAAGUACGUUGUCUUUUACCUGGAUCUCUCAUUUAUUUUUCUCCUAGAGCUGAAGAGGUGCAGCAUGGCUCACAACUGCCUGCAGUGCAUCAAGUACCUAAUGUUUGUGUUCAACCUCCUCUUCUGGUUGGGAGGCUGUGGAAUCCUUGGAGUUGGCAUCUGGUUGGCUGUUACCCAAGGCAAUUUUGCUACCCUCUCCUCUUCUUUCCCAUCGCUGUCGGCCGCCAACCUACUGAUUGUCACGGGGACUUUUGUCAUGAUCAUCGGCUUCGUGGGCUGCAUAGGUGCCAUCAAAGAAAACAAGUGCCUCCUGCUGAGUUUUUUUAUCAUGCUGUUAAUUGUAUUUCUGUUGGAGCUCACUGUUGUGAUUCUCUUCUUCGUCUACACUGACAAGAUUGACAAGUAUGCUCAGCGGGACCUGAAGAAAGGGCUUCAUUUGUAUGGGACAGAUGGAAAUAUUGGCCUAACUAAUGCAUGGAGCAUCAUUCAAACAGAUUUCAGAUGCUGUGGAGUCUCCAACUAUACUGACUGGUUCGAAGUGUACAACACAACCCGGGUGCCAGACUCCUGCUGCUUGGAGUUCAGCGAGAACUGUGGGCUCCACUCCCCGGGCACUUGGUGGAAGGCGCCUUGCUAUGAAACAGUGAAAAUAUGGCUCCAAGAGAACUUACUAGCAGUGGGAAUCUUUGGAUUGUGCACAGCUCUGGUGCAGAUUCUCGGACUCACCUUUGCAAUGACCAUGUAUUGUCAGGUAGUCAAGGCAGAUACCUACUGUGCAUAGAUACCAUUCCCAAUCUCUGUGCUUCUCCUCCAAAGGACACAGGAGAAAUCUCCUUCAUGCUCAUUCAUCUGACCUUUUUUCCCCCCUUUGUAAUAUAAACUGUGUAUAAUGCUAUCUUUCUGAAGAUUUUGUGAAUCACCCCACUUUACUGAAGGAGGAAGAAAAGACAAACUCAGUACUUGAACUGGCAAAGGUAAGAAGCAGCCUUGUCUUUAAACAGAAGAAAACCUCCAAGGAGUGAUGGUUACGUUUCUCUGGCCUAUGGCAAGACUGAGGAGGCUGCUUACAGGAGUUCCAUCUGCAAACGGAUGCUAGGAAAAGAUUGCACUGAGGAAACCUCUGUGAAAGCUGCUGAAAGCUGCCAGGUUGCUUUCUAGCAUAUCACAGGCUGGAAGAGAGGGUGUAGAAAAUGAGUGUUCUUCAGCAUUCAGAGAAGGUGCAGAGUAGCUAGUACUGAAUGCAACUGCAACGUUACUGCAGCUCACGCACAGGCAGAAUGUCAAGAGCAAGCUGCCCUGCCUCCAAGUGUCGCAAGAUGGUUUUGUAGCCAGGAGAGGAUCAUCUCCAGAAAUAUGCUAAUCUCAUUGCUGCAAAGUCAGACUUUUAAUCAGUUAUCUGUGCAGUGAGAUCUGGCUGUUAAUGGAAAAUAAUAUCGGACGUUGUCUCACUAAUUGCCAGUGGCGCUGCAGAUUGCUGGCUGUAUAUGUAAUAUAUUCAUAUACACCUACUGUUCUGAGAGGAGGUGAAAGACCCAGCAUCUGACCUCAGAAAGAGGAACCUUUCUAUCCCAUUUUACAUUCCAACUGAAAUAACUGAGUAUUAUUUCUUGUAGGAUACACUAUCACCUAUACCUCUGGGAAACAAGUAAUUACCUUCAGUGUACCUUCAUUUCAGUAAACAACUUGUGAGUGGGCUCUCUGUCACUCUACUAUUUUUUUUUCAUUCCUGUUUCAAGUUAGUGUGUCAAAAAGUAUCACUCAUUUCAACAGUUGAAGAUCCAUACAAAGCUGUCAGCUGUUCCUUCCCUGAAUGUCACCAUUUCAUUAAUUCAGGAUACCAUCAUCUGCAGGUAUGAUAGAGUUUGGCUUGCUGAAGAUAAAUCUUUUACACAUGGCUUAUCUUUCCUAGAGUUACUAAGACUUCAGAUAUUUUAUACUCUGAUUUUUUUUUAGCUGCUUCCUUGUGACAGCCAAGGCACAUUGGUCUUUGUUGCAAGCAGAGUCACCUCUCAGUUCAGUCUUUCAUACCCAUCUUCAUCCUUCUGGCUUCAACAGCUAGAAUCUCCCGCAUUUUGCAGAAUUUGCAGAAAUCAAAGUUUUUACUUUUCUAUGCCAGAAAACAGCCAGUUAACAGCUAUUAACUGGAGUAAUUUUAGUUAGCACCCUUCUGCAGGAACCAUGGCAAUGAGGUUAAGAAUCAGAUGCUUCGUAUCAUUCAGGCAAAUUGCAAAGAAUCUCCCAGCAGCAAGUAGCCCCAGGCAACACACGUGCGGUAAGGAGUGGAAGCAGCAUCCCAGGGAAAGGAGAGAGCAGGGAAGAGAAGAGGCUGUCAGAGUGAUUCAGCUGUCCUGCCCUCUGCAACCAGCUUGUCUCGGGUCUCUCAGCCACUGCCCGGGGAGAAGCUAGGCAGCCCAGGUGCCCAGGCAGCCAGUCCUACAGCUACAGGCUAGACACAGGCAUCAAGUUCAGGCACACGUUACCUGCACCCUUAAUGCUUAAAACAGGUGGUGUCAGCUACAAGUGAUGCUUUGAGUACCUUGAUAUAAAGGCAGUUUUCAACAGUAAAGCUGCACUCUUCCAACCCAUAACCUAUACAGUAGUCUCCCAAUCCUCUUCUAGACCUGCACCAUUAGACAAAUACAACUCUCAUUGCCCUCUUUUCUCCCCCUACCCCCCUCUCCUCAAUGAUUUCCUGCAGUCUUUUCAGCCUCAAGCCCAAACUGUCCCAGGUUUUGUGAAGAUGCUUAAGACAGACUGCUCUGUGAAACUCAAGGUACCUUUCAGGGUCCUACGCCAACCUUCACGCAGCAGCGUCUGCAGGCACUUACUUUUGCAGGCUAAGUUGAAAGUAACUUGUUAAGUCAUUUGUGUGCAUUUUAUGUGGCUUCUCACUCAUUAUCAUGGCAACCUCAUCAACCACUGACAGAUUUUAUUGCCAUACCAACAAGCCACAAAUGUUAAUAGAGCUUAACCCAAGACAGAGGUUCAACCGAGUGAGUAGCCCAAGAAUACACAGGACACCUCUGCCUUGAGAGAGACUCCUGGUGUUGCAAUCAUUCUAUGAAUUCUAUGCUCCACUUCCUGAGCUGAGACAAACACGUAGACUUGUUCUCUGAGAGCUGGGGAGAUAGUGUAAGUUUGCUUCUCCAUACCUCCACUCUUUUCUCUUCUUACCUGCAUAGAAACAAUUCUUAGAUGCACUGUUCUUGCCAUGGUUUAUUAUCAUAGUUGUACUCAUAGUUGCUCCUGCUGACAGCUCAGAGUUUCCACCACUGAAAAGCAGCAUAACAGUGAUGAACACAUCAAUAAAACAUUAAUUUUUUAAAAGAAAGGUAAAAAGAUGGACAAGGCUAUUUGUAGUGAUCCUUGCCAUUAAAAAUUAACAUGGAAAGCAGGCCUGAUGGCUCAGUUGAUGAGAGCAAACAGUUGUGCAAAGGAGCUCCCACACAGCGCACCUCUCCUCAGCUUCCCUGCUGCUGCUGUAGGGAGAUGGGAGACCACAGCCCUCGUCCUGUGAGUCUCCCAAUAAUGCAUGCCGAGCUCUGAGAGAACACAGUAGGCUAGAGUGAAACCUCCAGAAGAGACAAAACGAGAAACAGUAUGAAGACUGAAGAGAAGUUAUCCUUUCUGGUUCCCUCUAAUCAUUUGCCAUGGUUUAGACAUCUUUACAAGAUAAUCUGCCUUGGUUUUCAAAGAGAUGAUAGAGGCAGUAUGAGCAAUACUCUAUUUGUAAAUCCCAGUCACUGCAACAGCAACUUUCAGCAGUAACUGGGGAGAGGGACCCAAACACCAAACUCUCCCUUGCACUGCACAAACACAACUCUUACACUGCCAGAGAUGUUAGCGCAACUUACUGAUAGUCUGAACCAGACUAUUUUUUAUAUUUGAUGUUAUUAACUCUUUUCACAUAGCCCACCAAACAGAGGAUAUGGUGCUUAAAGCAUUACCAACACAAUCCAGUUUGAGACUCUGACCAUACUAUAUGCAACAAUACACAAAUAAGCCCUUUAUUUUAAAAUCUUAUUUUGGUUAAUUAUUUAAAAAAAGAGAUAUGCAGACUUUCUCCAUCAACAAAGUCUAAAUAUUUUGUUGUGUCUGUCACAGUAACAUUAAAAAAAUAUAUAUGUUCCAUUGUUGGUAAUAUACAGAAACUUUAGAGUGAACGGUUUGAUGAUAAUUGCCCUGUAGUAUAUCAGAUACCCCUUUACGGGUCUGCUUGUAUUUCAGGUAGACAGGACAACACAGGAGUCAUUCCAAAUGCUUACAUUAGCCUUUUGACACUUUUAAUAAGGUCUUCUAUAUUAUUUUCCCAUCUUUUUUUUGAACAUGAAGGAGGACUCAAUGCAUUUCAAUUGAAGACAGACUCAAAAGCAGCAAGCCCUCCUCAUCUUUAUUAAUUGCGCUUUCUGCUUGAUUACAAGGUGUGAUGGAACAGGGCACUGAGCUGAACCUGAUGAAUUCUGAGACCAAGACUUGGCUUUUAGGUUCAGUUUGAUAUGUUUUUGGCUCUUCUGUCUUUCCAUCUCCACAACUAUAGGAAUAUGUAUGAAUAUAUAUAAUAGAACGUGUUUUAUUUUCUUGUACAAUAACUGUCAGUUGCAGCCAGAUCUUAUUGCUUGUUUGACAGAAUUAUUAACUCCACAUCUUCUGGCACGCAAUGCAUUUCACUUCCAUUUCUCUUCUGUGAA
Nothoprocta perdicaria is the source of this 4894-nucleotide messenger RNA. It is a transcript of the gene TSPAN4, whose product is annotated as tetraspanin 4. The transcript is spliced from 7 exons. The record is from RefSeq and is a predicted model, not a curated record. NCBI's taxonomy places the organism in Eukaryota, Metazoa, Chordata, Aves, Tinamiformes, Tinamidae. Bases 1 to 987 code for a protein of 328 amino acids. Gene Ontology annotation, cellular component: membrane.